Messenger RNA from Penicillium vulpinum, 1908 nucleotides. RefSeq names its product alpha-galactosidase D. NCBI's taxonomy places the organism in Eukaryota, Fungi, Ascomycota, Eurotiomycetes, Eurotiales, Aspergillaceae. The transcript has 5 exons. The record is from RefSeq and is a predicted model, not a curated record. Bases 1 to 1908 code for a protein of 635 amino acids. Gene Ontology annotation, molecular function: hydrolase activity, hydrolyzing O-glycosyl compounds. Gene Ontology annotation, biological process: carbohydrate metabolic process.
AUGGGAUGGAGUAGCUACAACCAUUACUCAUGUUCGCCGAAUGAGGCAAUCAUUCGCUCAAAUGCAAAGGCAUUAGUUGAUUUAGGCCUCGACGCACUUGGUUAUCGGUAUGUUGGAAUCGACUGCGGGUGGACAGUUGCACAUCGACUUUCGAAUGGAUCUUUGACAUGGAAUGAAACACUGUUCCCCAGCGGGUUCCCAGCUUUAGGGGAAUACAUUCAUGACCUGGGUUUGCUUUUCGGGGUCUAUGAGGAUGCAGGUAUCAAUACUUGUGACACGGGCAUUGAACAAGCAGGCAGUUUGUUUCACGAGCAACAAGAUGCGGCAACGUUUAUGUCCUGGAACAUUGAUGCCCUUAAAUAUGACAAUUGUUACUCCCAGGAAGAUACAGGCUAUCCAAACGUAGAGUACACCCCAAGCACAUCUCCACGCCCGCGAUACGCCAACAUGACCAACGCUCUAGCAGCACAAGGCAAGAAAGUCCUUUUUCAAAUCUGCGAAUGGGGAGUCGACUUCCCAGCUCUUUGGGCGCCGGAAUUGGGCCACACAUGGCGUAUUGGCAAUGACAUAAUUCCCGCCUGGCGAGCCAUCUUCCGAACCCUGAACCAGGCGGUCCCGCAGACAAAAUUUGCAGCACCUGGUCAAUGGCCGGAUCUGGAUAUGAUGGAAGUUGGGAAUGAGAUCCUGACAACACCGGAAGAACAAACACAUUUUUCGCUCUGGGCUAUUUUGAAAAGCCCACUGGUAAUUGGUGGCGCAUUGAAGGAUGAACGGACGGCGAUUAGCGAUGCGUCUUUGUCGAUUCUGUCUAACAAAGACGUCAUUGCAUUCAAUCAGGACUCCCUGGGUCAGAGUGCUAGUCUUCGACGUCGCUGGUCGGAUCAGGGAUAUGAGGUCUGGAGUGGCCCUUUGUCUGGGGACCGAACAGUCGCGGCCGUUAUCAACUGGGCUGGUGAAGCUCGAGAGUUGACUCUGAAUCUGCCUGAUAUUGGAUUACAGUCUGCUGCUACUGUAAAGAAUAUCUGGAGGAAGAAGACGUCGUCGAAUACUAAGACAGCUUACACUGCCUCGGUUGAGCCCCAUGGCGUGAUGCUUCUUGAAUUUCAGAAUACAGCCCCGGCUGGGACUUACUCAAGCGGGAAAUUCGCCACCGUGAACGGAAACCGGACCACAUUCCAUUCAGUUUACGCCAAUACAACUAGUCCAAACCACACGAUAACAAUCGAAUUCAGCGCAACUGCUACAUCGAAUACAACACUCCUUCUCCAAUCAUCAUCGGAGAGGGUGAGUCUUCCGGUGCCAAUUUCCGCACAAAGCAUCUCGACCAGAAUCUCCCUCACCGCAGGCUCUUCGAACAAAAUCAUCAUUUGGUCGAGUGGUUCGACAAAGUCGAUAAAGUCAAUCCGAAUCUCCGCACCAUCGGGUAGAUACUAUCCCUGCACUUCUUUUACACUGGGCGGAUCUACCAAACUCGAAGGGUGCGACACUGGCUUCUGUACUCCUGUCGGGUCCAAGAUCGGCUAUAUUACUGCGGAUAGCACUGCGCAGGUCACGAUCCCAGCAACCGUCGGAGAUGGGUCUGGAAAUAUUACAGCUGCUAAAUAUCUGGAAAUUGAUUAUAUCAAUAACGACAUUGCCCUUGCGACCAGCUGGGAUUGGGGAUCUAGUUCUAGGAACUUAACAAUUUCUGUCAAUGGUGGAGACGCUGUUCGACUGGAGGUGCCGUUGACGGGUCGGCAUAGCGAGUUGUUCGGCCCCGCUAAAGGGUGGUGGGAUAGCUCGAGGCUGGGAGUUUUGGUUGAUGGAUGGAAGAAUGGUCCGAAUGAUGUUGUCAUUGGAAACGAGGUUUCUGGAGAUGUCUUCCAGACGUAUGGUGCUGACUUUGUCGGUCUACAUGUAUACGACUAG